Molecule: messenger RNA, 1194 nt
Organism: Oryza brachyantha (malo sina)
Lineage: Eukaryota; Viridiplantae; Streptophyta; Magnoliopsida; Poales; Poaceae
Exons: 3
Coding region: 17-1000 (327 amino acids)
Molecular function (GO): polysaccharide binding
Source: RefSeq, a predicted model, not a curated record
UGCACCACUCAAACGAAUGGAGAUUCAUCUCCAUCUCCAUGUCUUGAUGAUCCUUGUAAUUGUGUCAACGUCAGGCAGCCCCCUCGCCGGUGGGCUCUGCCGCGAGAGCUGCGGUGGCAUCCCGGUGCGCUAUCCCCUGAGCAUCGACGACGGGUGCGGCAGUCCGUACUACCGCAACAUGCUGACCUGCGCCGACAAUGCCACGCUCCGGCUCCGCACGCCGUCCGGCACGUACCCGGUCGUCGCUGCCGACUACGCAGACCCGCACCUCGUCGUGACGGACCCCUCAAUGUGGACGUGCGAGCGGCCGUUCACCUCCGUCCGCGCCGCGCCCUUCAGCCUGGACACCAGCACCCGCUUCUCGCUGUCACCGAGGAACGACUACCUCUUCUUCGACUGCGACGAGGAGCGCGUCAUCGUGGCGCCACGGCCGGCGGUGUGUGACCGGUACCCGGAGCGGUGCGACUCGGCGUGCGACAGCGCGGGGUACCUAUGCCGGAACCUGCCCGGGUGCCGGGGCGCGCUGGAGGAGAACAACAUGAGCUGCUGCGCGUACCGACCCCGCGCGGCGGAGUCGCUGCGCCUGAUGCUGCGACACUGCGAGUCGUACACCAGCGUGUACUGGCGCGCGGUCGGGGACAAGUUCCCGCCCUAUGACCAGGUGCCGGCGUACGGCGUGCGGGUGGACUUCGAGAUCCCCGUCACGACGCGGUGCUUGCAGUGCGAGGACCGGCGGCGCGGGGCCGGUGGCACGUGCGGGUUCGACCCGGCGACGAGGGACUUCGUCUGCAUCUGCGACGACGGUAGGAACUCCACCACGGACUGUGCAGGUGGUCCCGUUUCCACGUAUCAUGCAUCAGCUGGAGUUGUUGCCGCAAGCGUUGUGUUCUCAGUGUCAGCAGCCAUUGGCAUCACCGGACUUCUGUGGUACAUUCGCAAGAUUAAAUCGACCACAGUGGUGACUUGUGGGGUUCAAAGCAAUGAAAAUAGAUUUUUUUGAUUUGAGAUGACUACAAGAAAUAUUUGGCUGUGGGUGGAGUGCACGUCAUUGCUUCCUUUUGUCAUAUUCCAGGAUUUUAUUUGAGAAACUUAUAGUUUUUGAAUUCGUUGAUUUAUGUCAUGUACAUAUAAGGAAUUGUGAACUAUUUUUGGGUAAGAACAAGCAAAACUGAUUAAGCAUAUGGUUAAUACAGA